Rhododendron vialii is the source of this 1890-nucleotide messenger RNA. RefSeq names its product 5'-adenylylsulfate reductase 3, chloroplastic-like. The transcript is spliced from 5 exons. Lineage: Eukaryota; Viridiplantae; Streptophyta; Magnoliopsida; Ericales; Ericaceae. The record is from RefSeq and is a predicted model, not a curated record. Gene Ontology annotation, molecular function: phosphoadenylyl-sulfate reductase (thioredoxin) activity. The coding region runs from base 121 to 1536 and encodes 471 amino acids.
UCUUCCUCCAGAACACACAAUUUUCUGAAGUGAACAAAAAACACAUCGUUACAAAGCCCAGGCAAUUCUAGAGAAAGAGAGAGAGAGAAACCCAGAAAAAGGAUAUUGGUCAGAUCUCCAAUGGCGCUGUCUAUCACUUCUGCCCCUUCUAUUUCCGCCUCAAUUUCCUCGCGCUUCGAUUCUUCCCGGGACCAAACCAAAGGUUCAACGUUCGUUUCUUAUCAGCCGUCGGACUGGUCUCAUUGUCAAUCGGCGGCCGUGAGUUAUUCGCGGAGACGGACUGCGGUGAAGGCACUGAACGCGGAACCCAAACGCUCCGACUCGGUUGUUCCUCUCGCUGCAAAAACCAUCGCCGCUCCUGAGGUGUCCGAGAAAGUAGAGGGUUCCGAGGACUUUGAGCAACUGGCUAAGGAGCUUGAAAAUGCUUCGCCUCUUGAAAUUAUGGAUAAAGCCCUUGAGAAAUUUGGGAAUGACAUUGCAAUUGCUUUCAGUGGUGCUGAAGAUGUCGCUUUGAUCGAGUACGCACGCUUAACUGGUCGACCGUUUAGGGUAUUCAGCCUAGACACGGGGAGACUAAACCCAGAGACUUACAAAUUCUUUGACACAGUUGAGAAGCAGUAUGGCAUCCACAUUGAGUACAUGUUUCCGGAUGCUGUUGAAGUCCAGGCUUUAGUUAGGAGCAAGGGGUUGUUCUCUUUCUAUGAGGAUGGGCACCAGGAGUGCUGCCGGGUUAGGAAAGUUAGACCCCUUAGGAGGGCUCUAAAGGGAUUACGCGCCUGGAUCACCGGACAAAGGAAAGACCAAUCCCCUGGCACUAGAGCUGAAAUCCCGGUAGUCCAAGUGGACCCCGUUUUUGAAGGAAUGGAUGGUGGGGUCGGUAGCUUGGUGAAGUGGAACCCUGUGGCAAAUGUAGAGGGCCAUGACAUUUGGAACUUCCUUAGAGCGAUGAAUGUACCUGUUAAUUCAUUGCACUCACAAGGUUAUAUAUCGAUUGGGUGCGAGCCUUGCACUAGGCCGGUACUACCUGGGCAGCAUGAGAGAGAGGGAAGGUGGUGGUGGGAGGAUGCCAAGGCUAAGGAAUGCGGCCUCCAUAAAGGGAAUAUCAAGGAGGGAAAUGCAGGACAUGUCAAUGGGAUUGGAAAUGGGGCUGCCCAUGGAAAUGGAACCACAAUGAUUCCCGAUAUAUUCGAAGCACAAAGUAUCGUGAAUCUUAGCAGGGCUGGGGUAGAGAACUUGCUUAAACUUGAGGAUCGGAGGGAGCCUUGGCUUGUUGUGCUUUAUGCACCUUGGUGCCCCUUUUGCCAGGCGAUGGAAGGAUCCUAUGUUGAAUUGGCAGAGAAGUUGGCGGGGACUGGUGUGAAGGUGGGAAAGUUCAAUGCAGAUGGUGAUCAGAAGUCAUUUGCUCAGAAUGAAUUGCAGCUAGGAAGCUUCCCUACAAUACUCCUAUUCCCCAAACACUCUUCUCGGCCCAUUAAGUACCCCUCGGAGAAGAGGGAUGUCGAUUCCUUGAUGGCUUUCGUGAAUGCUCUCCGAUGAGAAUAAACUAGGUAUCGUUAAUGCAAGAAUCUUCCUCUCAAUAGAGGAUGAAAAGCAGAAAUGGACUCAGGAAUGCAAAUCGUCAACAAAACGCACAGGGAAAGACUGUAGUGCUCAUGGGAAUUUCACUUGAGCGCAUUAAUGUCGCAAUGUGCAUGAUGUUCGUUUCUUGUAUGGCACUUAUGUAUAGUGUUCUCUCUUUCUUGUUUUGGUAGAGUUUCCUUUGUGGGAAGAUUUUGCCCCACUGUAGUUUUGGUUAUAAAUAGUCCCGAUUGAAGAUAGUGGGAGAGUAAAUCUGUUAUGUUCCAUGUCCCUAUGAAAUACAAUUCCAGAGGUUUGGUGGUGAUUUUGCCA